CUCUGUUACUACGAGAAUAUCGUUAUGGGGCGAAGCUCUCGGGAACCUCAAUGCCGCUCGCAGCUCGGGCUCGUGGCUGCAUGGGCGGAGCGGCGUGCGCUGUGGUCGUAGGGAAACGUGUUGUUCACUCACAGCCUGUGUGAUUACUCUACCAGGUGGAGCGUGCAUGAGGCCUAGAGACGACGGUCCGCGCGUUGGACAUGCAACUCAGAACUGGCCCUGAAAACGGAAAGAUGGCUACUCGUCGGCCUGGAGGCAUCCCCCCUGUGGGGGCACCAGCUCUAAGGGGCGGGUUCCCUGUAGAUUAUGGUCCGCGAGUAGACGAUCGGCGGCAAGGUCUCUCAUCACCUUUGUCUCGUCCUGGUCACCAUGGUAGAGACGAUCAUGAGGACACACCACCCUCCAGACAUUUGUGGAUAGGGAACGUUUCCCACGAUGCCACAGAGGCUGCCAUCAGGGAGAAGUUUUCUCAAAUUGGGGAUGUUGAUAGCGUUACAGUCUACUCUUCUAGGAAUUAUGCUUUUGUCAACUUCAGGAACCUCCAUGACGCUGUGGAGGCGAAAAACCGGCUUCAAGGCUUUGUUAUUGGUGGUAUGGCCAUUCGUAUUGAGUACGCGAAAGGGCGUAAUAUGCUAUCUGAGCUUGCGAGAUAUCGGGAUAAAGAUUCUGAUCACGUCAAAUGCAUGGAGGAACAAGUUGCAGCAAGAUCUACUCGUGUGCAGGCCACACAAAGCCGACAUCUUUGGGUUGGAGGAAUAAGCCCAAAUGUGACUAAGGAGCAAAUUGAAGGCGAAUUUAGGAAUUAUGGGGUUCUGGAAGAUUUCAAAUUAUUACGAGAGCGGAAUUGUGCUUUUGUGGACUAUAUUAGGAUUGAGGAUGCUGUCAAUGCAGUAGAAGCACUUAAUCGGAAGCGUAUCGGUGACGAGGAGUUGCGUGUCGACUACGGACGAUCGCAGCCUUCCAAAAGGGAUUCACGGGGAGACCAGAAAAGCUCGCAAGAUGGUUACAAUUCUCAGCAUGGAUUGCAGGGGGGGUCUGGUAAUGGAGUAGAAGGACGUGUUAAAGCCGAUAAAGAUGGAGGUCCUAGUGAAAUCCUAUGGGUGGGAUUUCCUUUACCUUCGAAAGUUGACGAGGAUGGAUUAAGAAGAGCUUUCAUGCCAUACGGAGAGGUUGAACGGGUGAAGACAUUUCCAGGGCGUACGUAUGCGUUUGUACAGUUUCAAAAGGUUGAAGAGGCCACACGUGCAAAGAACGCUUUGGAUGGGAAACUUUUUGAUGAUCCUCGUGUACACAUCCGAUAUUCAAAGAGUGAGAUCGGUCCGAUUGACAGUCCACGGGAUGGCCCACCUUCACGGACAGCAGAUCGUCAAGGAUUUUCGACAGACGUGCUUGGGGGUCCAAGGGGAAUGCCUCCAGCAGCGAUUGAUAGGUUCGGUAGCCCUGGCAGGACCUCUGCUAAUCCCAGUACACGACUAGGUGGACUUAGGCCAGAGUAUCGACCCAACGCUCUUAUGGCUGGCCUUGUAGAUCGUGGGAGUUCGAGGGAGUCGGACGUUGAGCCUGGGAUGGGACGCACAUCUCACAGAAACGUGUCUCAUAUAGACGACUUAGAGUAUUCGAGGGGUAUAAGGCCUGACAGCCGUUCGUCGUAUGAUGAUGCGUGGGAUUUGCCCGAUGCAGAUAUUGUACCCAGAGAAUCCAAACGUUUGCGUGUUUAUCCUGGAGGAGGCGCAGACUCUCCUGGAUUAGAAUCAUGGUAUGAUCAGCGUCCACAACCAAGUUCUGAUAGUGGAUCCUACGUUGGGACGGGAGUUUCCAAUAAUUAUGAGAAUUUGCGUGUACCAGCUGCACCAGAUUAUAGUUUCGGGUUGGGAAGCAGACCUCGUGUAGGACUUCCUGGAGCUGAGAGUAAUAAUUCUCUUCCUAUUGGAAGCCGACCAGCCGUUGUUGGACAUGCACCGCCUCCUAAUUCAUCUGUAAUACCGAUAUCUUCUACUUAUGCGAAACAUAGCGUAGAGGAUGUCAAAGAACCAGAAGGAUGGCAAUGGCACGGCACGAUAGCCAAAGGUGGCACUCCUGUUUGUCGGGCCCGGUGUUUGCCGGUCGGCAAAGGAAUUGAUGCAACUGUUCCAGAUGUUGUGAACUGUACGGCGCGCACAGACCUUGACAUGCUGGCGAAACAUGUAUAUCAAGCUGGAGGAUUUGGUGUUGUGUUCUUCGUACCUGAGGGGGAUCCCGACGUCCCACCAUAUCAAGAUUUUAUGCAUUAUCUGGGGGAGAAACACCGUGCUGGUGUUGCUAAACUGUCUGAUGGUACAACUCUUUUCCUUGUUCCUCCAUCUGAAUUCUCAGAGAAGGUAUUAAAGGUUCCUGGGGAUAAUUGCCUGUUUGGGGUCGUUCUGAAGUCUCAACCAGUUUCAGCACCGGUAAUAAGUUAUAACCUAUCUGCACAGCAGCAACAGCAGAUCUCCUCUUUAGCACAUCCUCCUUAUCCCCAGCAGCAAAUUCCCUCCCAACAUGCACCGGCUUCCCAGUCGCUAUAUUCACAAAACCAGGUACUACCGCAGCACGUAUUACCAAUUCAGGAACCUGCUCCUUAUCAAGGAUUUCAUCAUUCUCUUCCUCACGAUGAGCAGCCUGCGCAAACAGGAUUAUCUACCUCCAUUUCUUUGAAUGAUAGCCUUGCAAGCGGUGUUCCUAUCUCGAACUCCAAUAGUAGACCGAUGUUGACGCAAGCACAGUUAGGAAGCAUUGCAGGAUUACCGGGUGUCCUGACUCCUGAGCUCAUUGCAUCCCUUACGGCAUUACUGCCCAAAACUAAUAACGGUCAGGCAUCUUCCAGCACCGACUCAAACGUGGUGCCUCCUCUUGCUUCUAAAGUGUUGAAGAUUCCUACCGGUAUCUCGGUUCUACCAGUCGGGAGUACUCAACCGCUAGGAGGCUCUCUAUUACAAAGUGAUGUGAGGCCUAUGAUUAGACCAUCGCAGAGCAAUCCUCCAAUUACAUCAGUUCAAGGAUGGCUACAGCAGCAUACCCAGCAGGACCGAUCUCAAGCUGGAGUUCAAAAUUAUCAUUCACAAGCUGCAGAUCAAAGCACUACGUACACAUCUCAAGCACCUUCCCAACAACAUAGUCUCUAUGUAAAUCCUUCUACGCAGUUCCAUCUUCAACAGUCUCAACAGCAAUCAGCACAUCAAAGUACGCAACUUCAAGCCCAAUCUAGUCAUAUUUCAGGCCCACUUUCAUCAGGGCAGAUUUCUAGCUUUGCUGGACCUCCUGCACAACAUGGAUAUCCAGGCCCUUCCGUAUCUAGUGUCCUACAAUUUCCUCCUCUCCCCUUAAUACCCAGACCACCACAGCAGCCCAUGGGCGCUCCGCAACAACAAAUGGGUCCACCUCCCCAACUUCCUAGUGAUCAGUUAGCUCAGCUCACUGCUUUGCUAACUCAGCGGCAGCAGCAGACUUCUCAGCAACAGACUGCUUCACAUCUUUUGCAGCAGCAUCUCCAACACCAAUCUACCUCAUCGAGCGGUCAAGCGACUGCUGCAUCGCAACCCCAACAAGUUCUGGGCUCUCUGCCUCAACAACACCAGCCACAGCAUCAACCUCCUCCGGGACUUCCCCAUGGUCCUCCUUUGCAGUCCCAGCCUCCUAAGUAUGGCCAAUAUUCACAAUCAUCUUUGGGGCAGGUCUCUGUUUCACAAUCUUCAGGUCGGGCAAAUUCACAACUGUCGAAUCUCGUGUCUCAAUCGCAGCAUCAAAACUCCUUAAAUGUCCCAACAGGUAGUUGGGAAAGUUCAGUGCCACAAGCUAGUGCUGGUUCAGAGCAACAGGUGUCAUCUCAGAAUCAUGAUGGUGGUGAUGCCGACGCUCAGACUAAACGAUUUCAGGCUACAGUUCAGCUCGCUGCGGCCCUUUUGCAGCAGAUGCAGCAACAGCAAGGGAAGCCUUCAGGAAAUCAAGAACAGCAUUGAUUUAUUUGUGAAAGCGUUACCCUGCAGAGCUCCUCGAGGUUGGAGAUGCUUCGUACCUGAAUGAUAUUUGCUAUGUGCACUCGGUGAUUCCCGCUGGAAUGAAGAUGUCGAGGUUUUGCGGAACCAAUCCACACAUCAACCUGAACCGCUUUCCUUGCAUGCAGUGACUUGCGCAGCAGUUCCUCCUGAUUCUUCCGGGCAACACGCGCUGAAUCUAGAGUACGAAGUUUGAACGAAGUCGAGAAUCGAUGUCAAAUCCUUCGGUGCACGAUCUACAGGAAAAGUUCUACUCACCAGUAACACAAUCCUGCAACUUGAGCACCCGUGGAUCCUUUGAGACCCAGUUCAACUGAUACCACCAUUCCUACAGGAUCUUAACAUCACACGCUAUGGUCAAACCCCCAGGUUCUGUUGAACUGUCCUCGGUUGUGUCCAUUGUUGCCAUAGUCCCGCUCUAUUUCCUGAGGCUGCGUUUGGGGAUCGUUGUCACUUCACUAGUUCUGUUGUACAACCACAAUGGAUACGUGGAUUUGAGCAAAGAACAUGGACUAUCAAGUUGUGGGCUCCUGGACUUCAAGCAUGGGAGAGAAUCCAACCUCGUUCCAGAUUUGAGACCUGUCCCAUGCCCAUUCGUCAAGCUUUUUGUUACGUUUGUUUUGUUCCUUCGCAUCUAUGAAGCCCAUCUCUGUUUUCCACCAGGUAUUCCCAUGAUUGCUGAGCAUAGGCCCUCUGGCCUUCGUGUGGUUUACUCAUUCAGCAUUAACACCACCCUUCUUAUUUUGAGUUUCCUAUCUAAA
Molecule: messenger RNA, 4771 nt
Organism: Physcomitrium patens
Lineage: Eukaryota; Viridiplantae; Streptophyta; Bryopsida; Funariales; Funariaceae
Product: flowering time control protein FPA
Molecular function (GO): RNA binding
Source: RefSeq, a predicted model, not a curated record